Fusarium odoratissimum NRRL 54006 is the source of this 1299-nucleotide messenger RNA. RefSeq lists its product as uncharacterized. The coding region runs from base 1 to 1299 and encodes 432 amino acids. The transcript has 2 exons. Lineage: Eukaryota; Fungi; Ascomycota; Sordariomycetes; Hypocreales; Nectriaceae. The record is from RefSeq and is a predicted model, not a curated record.
AUGUCGCUAGAGAAGCGGAUACAGCUCUGGCUACAACAGAUCCAAACAGGCUCGACAUCUACUCCUCAGACCAGACGAGGUCCAAAGCGCCGUCGCUUAAACCUCCCAACCCCCGAAGCCUCGCAAAGUGACAACAGCAUGGCUAGUCCCAAAAAGCACACUCUCACCGACCAUGACGAUGAAUUUGAAACCCCUCGUCCUUCCAGACGAAUGAGGACGCCGAGAAGUGAAUCCGGCACCUCUCUACCUUCGACGCAGUCAGCAUCACAAGCAUCAGGCCGAUCCUCGCCAACCAAACAACUCCGCGCGCUUGCGCUCAAUACCAGAGGCGUCGUCACCAGAGAACUCAGCGCCUUUCCUAAUAUGCCAGCACCUUUAGAAGCUCUCCUCGACAAGAUCGAUCUCGCCUCAUCAGGCAUUGGAAUCCUUCCUUCAUCUCAACGUUCCGUAUACAGGGAUUUCAAGUGGACUAGACAGCCCAUUCUGAGCAAUAUCCUCUUCUCGGACGAUCGUGACAAUCUCGGGCAUACGCCGACGCCUGAGGCUAUACAGUGGAUUCUUCAUGAGGCUGCGUAUUGCAAUAGUAGAGGUUGUUCGGAGGCAGAUUGGAACGUUGAAGUUCAUCAUCGUGUUCUUGCUGCUGCUUUGAGGCCGUUGCAGGGUCCGAGGAGGGAUCAGUUCUUUGAUUUUCGACUCAGUACAACCGCUUCAAUCAUCACCGAGUAUCAUGUGACGUCAGCGUCUAAGAAAGUUGACUUUUGCAUGUAUCUCGAUCCCAAACAGGAUGAAUCUGCCCAAGUUUCAGAAACCAUUGAUGCCCUGAAGAAUAUCCUCCCGCUCGGCAUGUUCAAUCACGCCAAUCUAGCCCCGCUCUCCGACAAUCCCAUCACUGUUAGUAUCGAAACCAAGAAGACAGGCGAGGGCUGGGAGAACGCCAAGCUUCAGAUGGAAGUCUGGAUGGCGGCCCAUUGGCAGUUCCUCCGAACAUUGCUCUCGUUACGACAACGUGCACAAGAGCUCACAACUACCAACGACAAGAGAUGGAACCUACCAGGUUUUAUACCUGGCAUUAUCAUACAAGGACACGAUUGGCAUCUCAUCAUCACGACGCCAGAGGGAGAGAAGACGGUUUUCUGGCAGAAGAAGAAUUUUGGAGAUACAUCGAGCUCAAAGGGAAUUUACAAGAUUAUAUAUAAUUUGCAGCUGUUACGACAAUGGGCGCAAGAGGACUAUUGGAAAUGGAUGAGAGAGUUGUUGGUGGAGUGGCCUCGAAUUGAGGGGGAAUUGGUUGUUGUUUGA